Molecule: messenger RNA, 408 nt
Organism: Colletotrichum scovillei
Lineage: Eukaryota; Fungi; Ascomycota; Sordariomycetes; Glomerellales; Glomerellaceae
Exons: 2
Coding region: 1-408 (135 amino acids)
Source: RefSeq, a predicted model, not a curated record
AUGAUCUCGACGAAGAGAAACCGAGCAUGGGUUUUGGUAAGCAUAUGGGUGAACGCUGAACAGUCUGAUGCUGAGGAUAAGGCGCUCACUGGACGGACGGUUAUCAUGGCAGCCGAUGAUAUUACAGACAAAUCAGAGUACCAAGAGCACGUAGGCGAAAAGAGCUAUGCUCAGGGCGACAAGGCGUAUGAGAAGGGUCAGAAAAACAGCAACCAAGUAAAGGGUAAAGAUAUGAUGGGUGAUGCCGGAACAGCAGCCCAGGCAAAGCGUUCGGGUAUGCAACUCGUGAAAAACGCCGGAAGGGUAACCAGAGAACGACGCGGUUAUAAGGACAAGGAGAGUGACGAGGAAAAGAAUGAGGGAAAGGAUGGGGAGAAAGAUGAGAAGGAUGAAAAGGAAGCGACGUAA